GUGCCCAGCGUCAAAGACCUGCCGUCGGCGGAAGAGCUGAAGCAGGAUGCUGUUGUCGCAACGAAACAGACCUUUGCCAGCUUGCGGUCGCUAGUGUCAGGAGGUGCUGGUGGUGUAUGCGCUGUCGUUGUUGGACACCCCUUCGAUCUGGUCAAGGUGCGCUUGCAGACUGCUCAAGCUGGCGUCUACAGCGGUGCAAUGGACGUCGUGAGGAAGACAAUUGCGAAGGAGGGUCUCGUCAGGGNGUCUGUACGCCGGUGUUUCGGCACCUUUGGUUGGAGUAACGCCAAUGUGNGCUACGAUUUGGGCAAGAAACUCGUCAGGUCGUUCAGCACAGUACACAACGAUCAAUUCUCGGUCGGUCAAGUAUGCGCUGCUGGCGCCUUCUCUGCCGCCCCCACUACCCUCGUUGCCGCUCNNCCCUUCGAACGUGUCAAGGUCUUGCUGCAGAUCCAGGGUCAGAAGACAUUGGCUCCCGGCGAGAAGCCCAAAUACGCAGGAGGUGUCGAUGUCGUGCGUCAACUCUAUAAGGAGGGCGGUAUCAGAUCUGUCUUCAGAGGCAGCGCCAUGACUCUCGCUAGAGAUGCUCCUGGCUCAGCAGCAUACUUUGCAGCCUACGAAACCGUCAAGCGCAAGCUCACACCCAAGAACGCAGACGGCACACCCGGCGAGCUCAGUCUACUUGCCGUCAUGGCAGCUGGUGGUGCUGCUGGUAUUGCCAUGUGGAUUCCCGUCUUCCCCGUCGACACCGUCAAGAGUCGCUUGCAGUCGGCAGAGGGCAACCCCACCAUCGGAGGCACAAUCAAGGAGCUAUACAGAAGAGGAGGUUACAAGGCAUUCUUCCCUGGUAUUGGUCCCGCAAUGGCUCGUGCUGUCCCCGCCAACGCUGCCACUUUCCUCGGAGUCGAGUUGGCCCAAAAGGCCAUGUCCAAGAUGUUUGAC
Messenger RNA from Aureobasidium musti, 942 nucleotides. NCBI's taxonomy places the organism in Eukaryota, Fungi, Ascomycota, Dothideomycetes, Dothideales, Saccotheciaceae. The record is from the annotation of a GenBank genome assembly.